UCCAAGAAUCCGCCAUAUUCAAACUUCCGCCGUAGUGUGUGUUCUGUUGUCAUCGAUCUGCUGCUUUCUUUGUACCUAUCGGGUUGGUUUUCAUACGGCCGGACUUUGUCUUAUGUUCGCUUAGUUUUACCUACAUCUCGGUAUAACUGUGUUCAGCACGAAGCCUCCCGCAAAAUGGAAGAAAAUGAAGAAGUUUGCGCAGUUACGGUGGGAAACAAAAAGCAGAAACUACGGAGGAUGUCAUCGAGGACGUCCACCACCAGUAUCAUGAGCGCUGCGGAGCCUUCUCCUCAAACUCUGCGGAGAAACAACUCCAAAAAACCUCCUCUGCAGAGAGGCAGCUCCUUCACCUUUCUUACUCCGGGGACUCCGUGGGACUUCAGUCUAAAAAGAAAACGUAAAGAGAAGGAGGAUGACACAGUCAGCUUGUCCAGCUUCGACCUCAAGGAACCCAGCAACAAGCGUGUCCGACCGCUGGCCAAAGUUUCAUCCCUCGUCAACCUCAUAUCUCCUUCAAAGAAUGGAGCAGUGCGGCGCUUUGGCCAGACCAUCCAGUCCAUGUCGUUACGUGGCGAUAGCAAGUCACCAGGAAUGUCCCUCAGAACCACCAGCAAGGCCUCAGGUCCAACUCCCACCAAACGCAGGAACAGCACGCUGUGGUCGGAGACGCUGGACGUCCAUCAGAAGAGCGCGUUCUCCACCAAAGAGAUCAAGAGACAAGAGGCAAUUUAUGAACUGUACAGGGGAGAGCAGGAUCUCAUCGAAGAUCUUCAACUUGCACGAAAGGCAUACCACGACCCGAUGCUAAAGCUCUCCAUCAUGACAGAAGAGGAACUAGGCCACAUUUUUGGCGACCUGGAUGCGUACAUUCCCUUACACGAGGACUUAAUGAUGAAGCUGACGGCGGGAACUGGCCCUGACGGAACAGUAGCCCAGAUUGGACAGAUAGUGAUAGACUGGCUGCCUGGUCUCAACGCUUACAAAAACUACUGCAGCAAUCAGCUUGCGGCUAAAGCCCUGCUGGACCAGAAAAAACAGGACAAGCGGGUCCAGGACUUCCUGCAGCGCUGUCUGGAAUCCCCCUUCAGCAGGAAGCUUGACCUGUGGAGUUUUCUGGACAUCCCACGUUCACGCUUGGUGAAAUACCCGCUGCUGCUGCGAGAGAUCCUCAGACACACUCCGCCUGAUCACCCAGACGUAACCAGUCUGGAGAGAGCUAUCACUAUAAUCCAGGAGAUUCUGUCUGAUAUCAACGUGAGAAAAGGAGAGUCUGAGUGCCAGUAUUAUAUAGACAAACUGGAGUUUCUGGAUGAUAAGCAGCGGGACCCUCUUAUAGAUAACUGCAAGACGCUGUUGUGCCACGGCGAGCUGCGGAACAAGAGUGGCUCGAGGCUGCACGUGUUCCUCUUCUCUGAGCUGCUGGUUCUGACCCGGCCGGUGACACGGAAUGACAGGAGCUGCUUCCAAGUGUAUCGGCAGCCAAUACCAGUGCGGGACUUGACUCUGGAAGACCUGCUGGAUGGAGAGAUCCGCAUGGGAGGGUCCUUCAGAGGGGCCUUCACUAAUGGAGAAAAAGCAAAGAACGUUUUCCGUGUGAGCUCUCUGGACCCCUCCCACGGCCAGUCCCACACUCUGCACGUCAGUGACGUCUACCACAAGCAGCAAUGGCUCAACUGUCUGCGCACCGCGAUGACUCAACAGCAGGGGGCUCCAGCUAGAGCUCAGCACGGGGAACCCAUCCGGGCAAAGCGCCGCUCCUCCACCAUCUCAGCCGCCAUCUGUGACACAGAGACAGACGAGAACUGUCCACCUGUCUCUGGCCCCAAACUCAGGCCUCAGACACUCUCCAAAACCAGACUGGAGCAGAAGUCGCAAGGAUCAGGAAAGAGGAAGGAAACCGGAGUGUAGACAUUCAACCGGGGUCCCAGUCAGACGGACACAUGUUCUCCACAUGUGUCCUGUUUGGUCUCAUGUGUAUGUCAGCAAAGUUUCCUUCAACCACUGUCAUAGUGCUUUUGCUUUGUCCGUGUAGCUGCACUGAAAAACCUUCUCGAUCAUUUCCGUCCAAAAGUAAAUCAAAUUGUAGUUUUUUAAAACGUGUAAUUAGUUUACAAAAAAAAGUGAUGCGUGCCAUUGUGACUGAAACAUGUUUACACCAGUGUGGAAUUAGGGUUUUCUGUUUGUGGCUAAGUUAAAAAGAACUUUACACCACUUAUAGCUGUUUUGUUUCAUUACAUAGGCGAUGCAUUUAAACUGUCUCCGUCUUGUGCCGUGAUCGUAUUGUCAGCUGCUGUGCUAUAGGCGACGUGUGUGUGUGUGAAGCUGUAACUUCUGAGUGUUAUCUGUGCCAAGAUAAGGGAUCAAGAAACUGAGGAACUGCAAUGUCUCAGCAGGUCAAAGAAGGCCAUGAGACAGGUCUUAAAAUGUUUUAAGUUUAGAUACAAGGUAAUGAACAGAAUAUAAAUAAAACCACAGAUACAAUAAAAUAUUCUUAAGGGGGAAAAAGAAUCAAUCAAUCAAUGUAAAUGUAAUCAAUGGAUAUUUGUAGAUCGAAAAAAAUAAUAAAACUUUUAGUACUUUCAGACUCA
This is a messenger RNA of Stegastes partitus (bicolor damselfish), 2588 nucleotides long. Its product is annotated as neuroepithelial cell-transforming gene 1 protein-like. The transcript has 12 exons. Gene Ontology annotation, molecular function: guanyl-nucleotide exchange factor activity. The record is from RefSeq and is a predicted model, not a curated record. NCBI's taxonomy places the organism in Eukaryota, Metazoa, Chordata, Actinopteri, Pomacentridae. Bases 175 to 1908 code for a protein of 577 amino acids. Gene Ontology annotation, biological process: positive regulation of Rho protein signal transduction; intracellular signal transduction.